This is a messenger RNA of Pelobates fuscus (common spadefoot toad), 1217 nucleotides long. RefSeq lists its product as uncharacterized. Lineage: Eukaryota; Metazoa; Chordata; Amphibia; Anura; Pelobatidae. Bases 42 to 1127 code for a protein of 361 amino acids. The transcript is spliced from 9 exons. Gene Ontology annotation, cellular component: transcription regulator complex; histone acetyltransferase complex. Gene Ontology annotation, molecular function: transcription coactivator activity; chromatin DNA binding; histone acetyltransferase activity. The record is from RefSeq and is a predicted model, not a curated record. Gene Ontology annotation, biological process: positive regulation of transcription by RNA polymerase II.
GACGAGAUUGAAAUAAUAAUAAUAAGUGUUGGAGGUUCGACAUGGACAACAGCAAUAUUACCAGAAUUUCAGGACCCAGUGUGGAUGAGCUGCUGGAAAACCCGAACACUGACUUCCAUCCUGAAAUGUAUCUGGGUAUCCAGCAUCAUUUGGUCAUCUUAUUCCAUGCUCGCAGGUGCAUGAAAGAACGGGUGGCUGAUUGUAAGCUCCCACUUUGCCAAACAUUAAAGAGCAUUUUCAAUCAUGUGGCACAGUGCCCAUCUUGGAAUGAAUGUCCAGUUAACUACUGCACAUUUUCCAAAAAAGUCCUUCUCCACUGGCUGAAAUGCAAGCAGUGGAACUGUUGUAUAUGUGGUCCCUUACGGAAGAUCCCAAGUCAGCCGUGUCAUAACCAGCAGACCCUCCCCGAGGAAGGAUUGACUUCAGACAAUAACCACCAUACACUGAACUCUGAGACGGAUCUUCCCAACUCCAUGACAAGAGUAAACCAGGCACAGAACAGCGAGUGUACUAUAAGCACUUUUGACAACUUUGGUACCACCAGAGAUUGGGAGCUGCCAUUACCCACAGCACCAUGGGAAACACUGUACACACCGGGAACUGAGAACAUGUGUGAAAAUAUUGGACAUUGUUCAAAUGAACAGAGGAAAUCUGUAGAAGUUGGGCGUCACAAUGGAAAUUUGGCUAUGUUAAAUCCAGAGUCCCAACCCAGCACGGUGCAGAACAAUACUCUGGUAAGGCAAGAUAGCCAUCAAGAAACCUCUUCACAAAUUUCUCCAACUACCACUGGCUCCAGGACCACCCAGGUAGAAUCUCCAAGAAGGACACCUCAACGCCAGUCUCAGGCAGUCAACAACACCAGCUAUCAAAAUCAGAAUAAUGCUUCUCCCAGACAGCAAGCCAACGCCUCGGCGAGAGUUCCCCAGCCCAACUCGCGACUUCUCACACAGAGAAACAGCAGGGGAAUAUGGAUGAGAAAAUCGAAACAAAGCUGGAAAAGUUGGAAAAGAUGUGAAGGCGUUUGGAUCCCUAAUCACAAAUUCCGACACUUAAGAUGCAGAACUUUACCAGUUGGCCGACAGCAGAUAAGAGAAAUUAACAACUACCGAGUCCCUUUGAAUCUUUAACAAAAAGCACAAGUUGAACUUUAAUGGGGAAAAAAUAGGCAGGGACAAGCAUUUUAUAUGCACGUUUGCUUGAACCAUCAUUGGGUUACC